UUCAAAACUUUUGUCUAUCUCUAAGAAAAGUAUUAGUGAGAACGCCUUUUUAAAUCACUCGAUGACAACUGGAAAGAUUGGUUUGCCAUUAGACGACAAACAACAAUUUCUUAAAAACCCAAGAGGGACUGUGGCGCUUUUUUUCGGCAGCUACACAGUUAGCAGUAUCCCAUCAGUCCAGCGGCUCGUUGAAGCUCACCCUGGAGAGGAAUUCCUCACAGAAACACCACAAUCACAAUCUGGACUUCAGAUUGAGUCAUACUUAAAGAAGAGAGAUGGCACGGUUAAACCAACAACUCUGAAACACCAUGAUCAGAGCAGUCAUUCAGUUGUAGGCGUGAAUCAAACCUCGUUCAUGUCAAUUUCGCUCAAGAUUGUUUCAAGCCCAAUUCACACUACUGUUUCCCCUGUUGCUCUCUUAAAUACAGAGUCUAAAAGACAUUUGACCUUCUCUGCUUCACCGUCAGUAUCUAUUGAGCGAACAAUGACAAAGAUAAUUGGACUUGACAACCACAAAGAUUCACUUCAUAUGUUUGUAAAUUUAUCAGAUGUUAAAUUGCAUCCUCGGAACAUGACAUCCAGCCCGAUUUCUGGCAUCAGCAGGCACACAACAGCUGCAGCACGACCAGAAGAGGCCUUAAACACAUCACCCCUUGAAUCAUUCACUGGAACAACUUCACCAACUUUCCCUUUGCAUCUUAUUCAAAUGCAGAAUGUGUUGCAUAAAGAGCAUGUGACCUUAACUGAAAACCAGACUGAAUUUUUCUCAACAGUAAAUGAGCAUUCACGAACGACACAAUCAAACUUUCAUUCUGACGAAAUGUCCAGUUCAGGCGCAACAGAAGAUGUACAAAAACACCUUGGGCGGACUGCGCUGUCUGCUGUUACUGGGGAAAAGUUCUCUCCUAUUGUCCACACGGAUUUGAGUUUCUCAAGUACAGAGACACAAUCGCUCCCCAAAGGUUCAUUACAGUCCAGGGAAGGGAGUGAAGAUAUUUCACAUGGCACCACUCCAUUUGCUGAAAGUGACUCAGGGGUAUCUGCUGGGUUUGUGUCAGACCUGCCGGUGAUAAACAGGAAGAGGAGGAUUAUAUCACCCGAUUCUCUCAGCGGUCUGGCGCAAAUCUCAUGAUAUCUGCGGCACUGGCAACUACACAGCA
This is a messenger RNA of Sinocyclocheilus anshuiensis, 1160 nucleotides long. RefSeq lists its product as uncharacterized. The transcript has 2 exons. Lineage: Eukaryota; Metazoa; Chordata; Actinopteri; Cypriniformes; Cyprinidae. The record is from RefSeq and is a predicted model, not a curated record. Bases 62 to 1132 code for a protein of 356 amino acids.